UGUUUUCUAGCAUUAUUAUUGUUUGCUGGUGUGAUAAUGUUUGUUAUAUUCUUGAUUCUUGGGUAUUGAUGAGCUUUAGUGUCAAUUCACAUCAUGAACUCUGCAGGUUACAGAGAUUCGCUUGUGAGAUAAUUGAGACUUUUUUGGGAAUCCCCACAAAGCUAAAUUGAGUUGUUUGCAUUAGAAAGAGCUAGAACUUCGUUUGAUAUCAUGGCUGAGGAUAGUGCUUUGCAGCUAACUGAGAGAAAAUGGAAGAUGCCACUCCUGAUUUUCUUUAGAGAUGCAAGACUUAUUUUCAAGAUGGAUGAACUGGGUUCUGAGAUACUAAGGAUUGCAGUACCUGCUGCUAUGGCUUUAGCUGCUGAUCCUAUUGCGUCACUCAUUGACACUGCAUUCGUUGGCCAUCUAGGACCGGUGGAAAUAGCUGCUGUAGGAGUUUCAAUUGCCAUCUUCAAUCAAGCAUCAAAGGUUACCAUAUUCCCAUUGGUCAGCAUCACAACUUCAUUUGUUGCUGAGGAAGAUACUGUUCAGAAGAUAAGCAAUGAACCCCAGAAAGGGGAGGACUUGGAGAAAAAGGAUUCAGCUAAAACCUGCGAAAUGAAAGAGUUGGUGCCAGAAGAUGUCAUGCUUGAGAACUUGGAGAAAGGAUCAGCAAAAGACCCUGAAAAGAAAGAUUCAAUUCCAGAAGAUGCAGAUUGUAACGCAGAUACAUGCAAGUCUCCCACUAUUGCUGAAGGCAAAAGUGUCAAGGAAAAACCCAAUAAUAAUAAGAAGGGAAGGAGACACAUCCCUUCAGCCUCAACGGCACUCAUUGUUGGAGGCAUUCUUGGUCUUGUGCAGGCUAUAUUCCUCAUAUUCUGUGCAAAACCUCUCCUCAGUAUCAUGGGUGUGAAAUCUGGUUCCCCCAUGCUAACCCCUGCCAGGAAGUACUUGACAUUAAGAUCACUAGGUUCUCCUGCAGUUCUUCUGUCUCUGGCCAUGCAAGGGGUCUUCAGAGGAUUCAAAGAUACAAAAACUCCUUUAUAUGCAACUGUUAUUGGAGAUGUAGCAAAUAUCAUUUUGGAUCCAAUUUUUAUCUUUGUCUGCCGGUUGGGGGUCAGUGGUGCAGCCAUUGCACAUGUUCUUUCCCAGUACUUGAUUUCACUGAUCCUCUUGUGGAGGUUAAUGAAAAAAAUUGAUCUCUUACCACCAAGUCUAAAAGAUUUGCAAUUUGGUCGGUUUCUCAAAAAUGGUUUCCUAUUGUUAGCAAGAGUCAUAGCUGCUACAAUCUGCGUGACCUUGGCAGCAUCAAGGGCUGCAAGGCUCGGUUCGACACCUAUGGCUGCAUUCCAGGUCUGCUUACAGGUCUGGUUGACCUCAUCACUUCUUGCUGAUGGCUUGGCUGUUGCUGGACAGGCAAUUAUUGCUUGUGCAUUUGCUGAGAAGGACUACCAGAAGGCAACAACCGCCGGGACCCGGGUUCUACAGAUGAGUUUUGUUCUUGGCCUGGGGCUAGCUGUUGUUGUUGGACUAGGUCUGCAUUUUGGUGAUGGAAUAUUUUCAAAAGAUCCAGAUGUUCUUCACAUUAUAAGCAUAGGCAUCCCGUUUGUUGCAGCUACACAACCUAUCAACUCAAUAGCCUUUGUUUUUGAUGGUGUGAACUUUGGAGCUUCUGAUUUUGCAUAUUCUGCAUAUUCUAUGGUUCUGGUAGCUAUAGCAAGCAUUGCAACCAUUUUUGUUCUCUCUAAAACUGGUGGUUUUGUUGGAAUAUGGAUUGCUCUAACCAUCUUCAUGGGGCUACGUACAUUUGCUGGUGUAUGGAGGAUGGGGACUGGAACUGGACCUUGGAGCUUUCUCAGAGGCAGAAUGCUGCCUUAGGAAUUUCUCAGCAAUAUACAUAUUCUCUUGUCCAUUUUCGCCUUUCCCAUUUUUUUUCCCCUCUCACUUUUGUCUUUGGCUUUGAUUUCGUCUUCUCGAAACACAUACGUAUAUAUACUGCUUCAUGCAGUUCUUUACAUGUUCCUGUUAUGGAAUUCCCCAUAAUAUACAUUCUGUAGCCCCAUGUUAUGUUAUUAUAUUAUAUUUCAUGUUUAAUGGUGAUUAGGCAUA
Messenger RNA from Hevea brasiliensis (rubber tree), 2088 nucleotides. RefSeq names its product protein DETOXIFICATION 43. Gene Ontology annotation, cellular component: membrane. The transcript is spliced from 13 exons. Lineage: Eukaryota; Viridiplantae; Streptophyta; Magnoliopsida; Malpighiales; Euphorbiaceae. Gene Ontology annotation, molecular function: citrate transmembrane transporter activity; xenobiotic transmembrane transporter activity; antiporter activity. The record is from RefSeq and is a predicted model, not a curated record. Gene Ontology annotation, biological process: transmembrane transport. Bases 211 to 1857 code for a protein of 548 amino acids.